UGACAUCGAACGUAAUAAUGUCAGUUCGACAACUAUUGUCGAAGUUGAUAAUCCAAACAAUUCCCCUUUGCAUACAGAAAAUGAAUUAUCCGAUUCUAACACCAUUAACACCAUUAACACCAUUAACAUCACUAAUAGCGACACCGAAGAUACCAUUAAAUUCGACAAUAACAUUUCCAAACAUUUAUCGAUCUGGAGGAAGAGAUUAAUUCUCUUAAUUGUCUCUAUCGCAGCCAUGAUAUCCCCAAUGGCGGAUACGUAG
This is a messenger RNA of Racocetra fulgida, 262 nucleotides long. NCBI's taxonomy places the organism in Eukaryota, Fungi, Glomeromycota, Glomeromycetes, Diversisporales, Gigasporaceae. The record is from the annotation of a GenBank genome assembly.